Molecule: messenger RNA, 639 nt
Organism: Symbiodinium pilosum
Lineage: Eukaryota; Dinophyceae; Suessiales; Symbiodiniaceae
Source: the annotation of a GenBank genome assembly
GCAUUUUGCGGCUGGCAGCUGCCCACGGAGCGAGCUUCGCGGCCGCUGAGAGCCGCCUCGGGGGAGAAGCAGGAGAUUGUCUACAAUUACUUCGCGCAGGACUAUGCUUUGGUCACGCGCAAGGAGAAGACCUUCGAUGUAGGGCAAUGGCUUUCAGAGCUGUUGCCAUGGUCGGACGGGGAGCAACGGGCACGCGAAGUCCUCUCUGAAUUGCUGCCAAAGUGGCGCAGUAUCGAUGUCGGUCCACAGACCGACAUCGCUCUUCGACGCCGCUUCCGCGCGUUGGCAGCUGCAACUGGAGGUGAGGAAACUGCUUUGGCUGCCAUGCGCCGCAACAUCGCCGUACUCUACUUUGGCGAGGGUCAGAUCCAGCAAGCCGGCGAAGUCCUGCGGAAAAUGCUGGGCAAAGAGAGGGCUGCGGAGGUCAUUCGGAAAAAUCCGGGCGUGCUCACAAUCGCACCAAGGAACUUAGAGAACAACAUUGGGUCCGUCUGUUUGGCGGCGGAUGUCAUCGAUGUUCUCGUGCAGAAUGGGGAGGUCUCUCGGCUCGUGGCAGGUGCAUUUGGCCUCUUCUUCGUGGUUGGCAUUGCAAAAGCACUGGGUGACGUCGUUUAUCUUCGGGUGCUGGAUCAGGCUUGA